CCCACAUAAAGUUUGCGACGUCCGGAGGGCCGAGAUGGAGACGCUCAAGUACGACGAGCUCCUCCGCGCGGGCGAGCCCGGCGCCAUGACGAUCGCGGCCGCCUGCUUGCGCCUGCAGAAGCUGCUCUCGACGGAGCUCUCGACGCCGCUGCAUCUGCACUCGGUCGAGAGCCGGCGCAAGUUCUUUGCGUUCCUGCCGCGCUUCCUGGAUCGCGUCUUUGGCGAAGAGCAAGAGAAGCAAGCAUCGUCUUCCAAGGUAAGCGCAUGGAUGACACAGUCGUACGGCGCGCUGCACGAGCCGUCGCCGUCGACCUCGGCGGUUGCCAAGCCCGCGACGGGCCCGAACGCCCAUCUCGGCGAGCAUGGCCAAGCGCUGGUCCAGCUCUUUGAGACUGCACUGUACGAGUUCGUCUUCAACAUCUCCCACGCCGUGCGCUUCCGCCUCGACUUGACGUGCUUGCCCAACCCGGCGCAGGUCGAGAUUCGCAACAGCGGCGGCAUCCCGCCGAUGCAGGCCAAGCUCUACUCGACGUCGACGCUCAGCAUGAACGGGAAAACGCAGUGCCUCAUGGUCCCGAUCCAGACGUAUUUCCUCUUUAGCCUCCUCCGGUACCCCGUCUCGACGUCCAAGCUCAAGCGGCCGAUCGCAACGCCAUCCGCCUCGUCGUCCUUGUCGUCGACGACGUCCAACUACGCGUGGCGGUCCUUCUCCACGAACGGACUCUCGACCCUGACGGAGCGCCACCCGUACAACGUCCUCUUGCAGUACUACCUCUCGACGUUCUUGCCGCACGGACCCGAGAAGCUCGGCUUCAAGAGCAGCCAAAAGCAGAGCAUGGAGCUCUUCUUAUCGCUGCUCAUCGAGCUCUGGUUGCGCCAAAACCACGUCGUGUACGAAGGCGACGUCGCCAAGGUCGUCGACCAGUACACACCGCCGACCGACGAUGUCCUCAGCGCACUCCUCCUCACGCUUCUCCACGUGCUCUCGGACAGCCACAUCCCGCUGCUUCUGCAUCCGAGCACACACGUCGUCCUCAAGACGCUCCAAAAGCCACUGUACGACUUUUUCCAAAUCGGCUUUUGCCGCGCGACGCCGUCCACCAACCCGACGUCGUUCUACAUGCUGGCCGACGUCUUCCUCGCGUACCUCUCGCCGUGGCAGUGCGUGCAGUGGGCCUCCUCGACGCCGUCGCUUGCGACGUUCUCGGCGCCGUACACGCCCUUCGUGCUCGCGAACCUGCAUUUUUAUACGGGCCUCUUUGGCGUCUUUGUCACGGCAGCCCGGGACUUGGAGUGGGACGCCACGAGUCUCGACUUGCUGGGCCGCGCGCUGAGCCUCUUCUCGCCCGACCUGCUUGCGCUGCUGGAACGGGCCGCCAGCGACAAGUUGUCGGUGGCCGAAGCUCACGUGCUUCAGCGCCACGUGGCCGAGUUUGGGUCGACGCCGCCGUCCCUCACCGCGUUUCGCCGCAACGGCGAGCACCUUCUUGACAAGAUGCAGUACAUGAAGGAUGUGCAUCCGCGCCAGAGCAGCUCGAGUACGUUUUUGAACGCGGUGUUUACCACCACGGCCGCCACCGCGUCGCUCGAGACACAAAUCGACAGCGUCGGCGCGCGGCUUCGCGUCGUCUUGAGCAUUCCCGAGACGUAUGUGCCUGUCUCGGUCGUCACAACUGCGCCGCUCACCACCUUUUCGCUGGCGUCGCUCAACCCGGCGCGGGACGGCCUCGCGCUCCUCUCGGCCGCCGGGCGUCGUCAAGUCGCCAACGGUCUUCGCCUCUGCACGACCGACGCGGUGACGUAUGUGGGCGACCCGAUGCUCAAGCCAAUCUCGUCGUAUGAGAUCCCGUGCCUCGUCCGUCUUUUGUACCGGGUCUCGAUGGCGAUCAACGUGCUCUUGGGCUUGCCGAAUCCGUACGAAGGCAAGGUGACGCUCGACGAGAAGCUGCAGACGCCAACGACCGAGUGCUUCCGCGUCAACCUCCGCUUUCUCGCAGCCAAGACCAACGUCGCGUGGCUGCUUCUCUUCCUUCUCGGGACCUAUCUGCUGCUGUGGUAAGGAUCCCAUCGCAACAGUAAUACAUCUAUAUCUCUCGGCGUUGUACACGGG
Molecule: messenger RNA, 2110 nt
Organism: Saprolegnia parasitica CBS 223.65
Lineage: Eukaryota; Oomycota; Saprolegniomycetes; Saprolegniales; Saprolegniaceae
Exons: 2
Coding region: 35-2059 (674 amino acids)
Biological process (GO): ceramide biosynthetic process; glycerophospholipid catabolic process; sphingomyelin catabolic process
Molecular function (GO): sphingomyelin phosphodiesterase D activity
Source: RefSeq, a predicted model, not a curated record